AUGGGAAAAACAGCCACUGCUGUUAAAGCGGCAAACGAGAUUCGAGAUAAUGACGAUAACACUGCUGUCGUCUACAUCAACUGCUGUGUUGUCAAUUCAUGUGAUGAUCUUGCGGCGAAGAUUUCCCAGCAAAUCUAUCAUUUCCCUUUGAAUGAGUCCACUGCAGAAAUUAAAAGGAGGCUAAUAAGUGAGAAAGAUCUCCUCGUCAUAUUGCUGCUGGACAAUUUUCAAUACUUAGAGCCCCUGGAUCGCAAUGACGAAGCCAACAUGAAUCCGGAGAUAACAAGGAUUGACCAAACAGAAGGGUUUAAAGUUAAAAAGUUCAUCACAGAAAUCAUCACAGCCUCAACUAACGUCAAGCUGCUCGUUACCUCAUCAGUGCGCGCGUCUUUUUCACAAACAUGUCAACACAUAGUAAGCCUGCGUUCGUUAGAGAGGAGUGAAUCAUUUGAGCUUCUGAAGAACACCUAUUGUAACCCUCAGCUGGACAAAGAAAUUGCUUACAUAAUAGCCGAUAUUUGUGAUGGUAUUCCGCUCGCCCUUAUUUCCUUGGCUUCUUGGCAAGACCAUCCACCCGAUCUUGUGCAAAUGAUGACCAACGCCAACCCAAAGGACCAAUUCAAGAAAUUUAUAUCAAUUCCUGAAACUGAUGCAAGUAAGAAAAUAGACGUGUGCCUUGACGCUUGCUUUUACAGACUUGACCAGGAUCUACGACACACUCUUAUUUGUCUUUCGCUGUUUAAAGGACAUUUUACCAUGUCAACAGCUAAAGAAGUCUUCUGUUCAGAGGGGUUAGAAGGCCGCAUUUUGGAAUUGGCUAGUCGAUCUUUCUUAGAAAGGAACAUAUUAGGCCCUAAAGCUCCGUGCUGGUACAGUCUUCUUGGAGUCCAAAAACUCUACUGCCAAAACAAGGCCGAAGAAGAAGGUGCAAAACAAGUAUACGAGAACGGCCGAAAGAGUUUUAUCGACUACUUUCUCUCUCUCCUUGAAGAGGUUUUCAAGAAGUUCCUGAGUAAAGAUGCUUUUGAAGCUUGCGCUACAUUUCGUCAGGAAGUGGAAAAUAUCAUGCAGCUUCUCGACUGGUUCAAGAGUGGCGUCAUGGAUGUAGAACGAACCCUCAAGUGUAUUGAUGUGUUCAACGAAGCAGCCGAGCUACUUGCAAAGAUGAUGGGAGAGAAGCGAUUUAAUGCGGUUUUUAAUCUGCUGAAAGACAAGUGCCAACAGUUGCAAGAUAAAGAAAGACUGAGUGAUUGUCUUACUUCACUUGGGAUCAAAAAGGCAUUCAGUUGUUUCUUUUCCCCUCAUUUGUCUGUUGAAGCUGGGAAGAUAGCUAAAGAUUACUUUACGGAAGCCGAUAGAAUCCAGAGCGACCUUCCAAUUGAUACCGGUAACAGCAGAGCCCAAUAGACCAUUCCCGCAUUCGUCACAAGCACGCGCGCGAAAACAUGAAAGUGAGGCUCGGGUGGACAAACAUCAAACAUGGCGGACAACACCGAGAAGCCUAAGGCGCAAACUGCGAAAGAUAUCCCGUGGUGUAAGUCUCUUAAAAGCUUGCCAGUGUUUACAAGGAAAGAGAUAGAUGAACACCGGAACAAUAGUGGCAAACGAAAGGCUGACGACGUUUCGAAGCCUAUUAAAAAAACCCUGAAGCGCGGCUUAAAAUUUCAAGAAGAACGGUAUCUUUCAUCAGACACAGUGUAUACGAAGGUAUUUGGUAACUCGUUUAUGGUAAAAGCAAAGUGUCGUGCCAGCAUGAGUACUCGAGAAAUUCACGAACUAGAAGUUUCACUCGAUGUAACAUCUGGGAAUGUACGGGAAGCACACUGUACUUGCAGAGCUGGCAAAAGUGGAUACUGUAAUCAUGUGAUGAGUCUUCUACUUGAACUCGCUCGUUACUCUUUGGAAGACUUUGACAGGAUACCCGAGGAAGCAGCAUGUACAAGUAUGUCAAGGAAAUGGGGUAUUCCAGGUAAAGUAUAAAUUGAUUUCAAUUAGCUGUAAGUACCUACCUGUACUUUUGGGCAGCUCACGCAAGUAGUUAACAUGUUCGGUUUUCGUCUGCUAGCAGAAGAAUUAAACUGAUAAUAGCAUAGGUCAUGCUGAAGCACGUCUUGAUAAAGUUGUAUGAUGUGUCUGAAAGUUUUGAAGUGACUUAAGCGUUAUUCACAUAGUGAUCAAACUUUUUUCUGUUCUUGUUCUAAGGUGAGAAAGGUCUACCUAAAGAACCCAUAAUGAAGACAUCAGUUCAAAAGGAGUUAACGAACAAGGGAAUAAAACCAACUCUGUAUGAUCCAAGAGUCAAGGAAAGAANAAUAGACCAUUCCCGCAUUCGUCACAAGCACGCGCGCGAAAACAUGAAAGUGAGGCUCGGGUGGACAAACAUCAAACAUGGCGGACAACACCGAGAAGCCUAAGGCGCAAACUGCGAAAGAUAUCCCGUGGUGUAAGUCUCUUAAAAGCUUGCCAGUGUUUACAAGGAAAGAGAUAGAUGAACACCGGAACAAUAGUGGCAAACGAAAGGCUGACGACGUUUCGAAGCCUAUUAAAAAAACCCUGAAGCGCGGCUUAAAAUUUCAAGAAGAACGGUAUCUUUCAUCAGACACAGUGUAUACGAAGGUAUUUGGUAACUCGUUUAUGGUAAAAGCAAAGUGUCGUGCCAGCAUGAGUACUCGAGAAAUUCACGAACUAGAAGUUUCACUCGAUGUAACAUCUGGGAAUGUACGGGAAGCACACUGUACUUGCAGAGCUGGCAAAAGUGGAUACUGUAAUCAUGUGAUGAGUCUUCUACUUGAACUCGCUCGUUACUCUUUGGAAGACUUUGACAGGAUACCCGAGGAAGCAGCAUGUACAAGUAUGUCAAGGAAAUGGGGUAUUCCAGGUAAAGUAUAAAUUGAUUUCAAUUAGCUGUAAGUACCUACCUGUACUUUUGGGCAGCUCACGCAAGUAGUUAACAUGUUCGGUUUUCGUCUGCUAGCAGAAGAAUUAAACUGAUAAUAGCAUAGGUCAUGCUGAAGCACGUCUUGAUAAAGUUGUAUGAUGUGUCUGAAAGUUUUGAAGUGACUUAAGCGUUAUUCACAUAGUGAUCAAACUUUUUUCUGUUCUUGUUCUAAGGUGAGAAAGGUCUACCUAAAGAACCCAUAAUGAAGACAUCAGUUCAAAAGGAGUUAACGAACAAGGGAAUAAAACCAACUCUGUAUGAUCCAAGAGUCAAGGAAAGAAAAAGAUUAGACAUCCGUGGAGUUCAAGUAAUGCAAAAGGAAUUGGAAUCAAUUCAUCCUCUUAUUGGUUUUUCCCAUGUCAUCCCAAAAAAGCCUGAAUUGCUGACUAAUAUAGACACCAGGUAUGGACCAGUGGUCAUUGGAUCUCCCCUCUCUUUUCAUUUAAGUUCUUUGGAGUUCAAUUUCACUGUUGUCACUAACCUGGAACCGGCAGUUAACCCUGCUCAAGCCGAUUCAAGUGACAUUUACAAAGUAAGCUUGCCAUUCCAUUUCCCAGAUUUACCUGAAGCUGUUCAUUUCAGUACUGUGCAACAAACAUUCAUUGAACACUUAAGAGUAACUCACCAAGAAAGUAUUGAUAUUGAGAAAAGGACUGUUAAGCAAAGGGAAUGUGAUGAGUGGAUAAAACACCGCAAAAAUAGACUUGGAUCAUCUGUGUGUCACAGAAUAUAUGUAAGGAAACGAAGUUUCAAUAAUCUUGCCAAGGAACUUAACCAGCCAUUUAAGCCUCUAGAUGAAAUUCCAGCAAUUCAGCAGAGAAAGCUAAAGCAUGGCAUAAAAUUUGAGCCAGUUGCAAGAGAAAAAUAUUAUGAUGUCAUGAAGCACUAUUUGAAGAGGCCAAUUACCUUGAGAGAGACAGGAAUGGUGAUUCCCCCUUGCAUGUUUUGGCUUGAAGGCAGUCCUGAUGGUCUUGUUAUUGAUCCAUGUUCCUCAUCUGGGAAGAUAGGGACAAUUGAAAUGAAAUGUCCAGAGGGAAAGAAGAACCACACCCCAGAGGAGGCAAUGAAAGAUGAAUCGUUUUACAUUGAAUUAGUUGAUGGUAAACCCAACCUGAAGAAAGAUCAUCACCUAGGAUAUUACACCCAAGUCCAGCUAGUUAUGGGUUUCUGUGGUUUAGAAUGGGUUGACUUUGUAGUCUACCUAUUUAAAGGGAUGAUCAUCACAAGGGUUCCAUUUAAUAAAGAUUAUUUUGACCAAGUAGUAUGUAAAGUAAACAUCUUCUAUGUAAAGUGGUUUCUUCCUCAGGUCAUGGCCUAAAUGCAGUUUAGUAUAUUGUGCAUUGUGCCUGAGCAAACGGUGACAUUACAACGUGUACCAGUUUUCCAUAGUAUCUAGCUUUUAGACUCCUGUUGAUGGGUGUUAGGGCUUCAAGGAUAAGGUUACUUUGCUCGUUGCAAUGUUAUUACAGUACAGUAAAAACCCACGUAUAAGAACCUAAAAUUUAAGAACCUGUUAGGCUAAAAUGUUUAUUUUAAACCCCCUUUUCAUAAUAACCUAUUUAGCCUAAAAUUUUCAAUAGGUUAAUAUUUUACAAAAAUGAAACAGAUGAAAAUACGGAGAAAAACUUUUAGUCUAGGUUUCAGUCAGUAAGAUUCAAACAAUGAACUAAAAUGAAAACCAUAUCAUGUCUUUGCCAAUACUGGAUUACACAAUGCAAUAUUAUUAUUAAGAAUACAGAUCUCUCUCAUAUGCCCGAGAGUAGUUAUCUGUGCUGAUCACUAGUACCCCUAUCAAAAUUAAGAGCCUGUUUAAGAACCUAAGUAGCCCAGAAUCCCACUAAAUACCAUUUCUAUAAGAACCUAUUUAGGCUAAGUUGGAAAAAUCUAGGUUCUUGUAUGCAUAUUUUUACUGUAUUUUAUUGAAAAUAUACGAGAAGGAGUAUUUCAUAGAAUUCUUAAAAAAGAUUACUUCCAUGACAAGAAUAUUAAAAGUAUUACAUGUUCAGCAAUUACUUAACAAUUUCUGUUCAAUUUCUAUGAGAGCAAUGAUUUGCGCAAUAAUCUCAAGAAAGGUACUGUUUGAAAAUCGUGGAAAUUCAAUUAUUGCAAAAUAUCAAUUAUUCUAAAAGGGAAAGUGUUUUCAUUGACAAAAGAAAUGUUAGUUAGUCUUGAAAAGCGAAAAUUCAGCUUCGGUAUUUAUUCAUAAACCAACUUGAUCCUUGUAAAUCAUUGGGCACUUUGAAGGAAAUGAUGAUAAAACCAUAACAUUAUUAUUGCUUAAUAAGCGGGUCCAUAAAGUUACAUAGAAGACAAGCCACUGUCCAUAUUUGGUUUAUGGUCCCAUUCAUAUUUAGUGGAAUUUCAGUCUUUAAGACUUUAAAUUUCUUAAUGCGAGCAAUAAUACGUUCUACAUGGAUUCUAACAGAGGCGAUUGUUUGACUAAAUACAACAUCUUCUUUGUCAAGCUGCUCUUUGCCAUCAAGAAAUGCAGGUAUGUUUAACUUAACUCCUAGAGGGUCAAGUAAUUCCUGGAUUGUAAAUCCUCUGUCUGCCAUAAUUGAAUCCCCUUUCUCCCAAAGUUCUGGGUGUAGUAUACCACACCUGGAAACUAUUUCCUUAUCUGACAGCGAUCCAGGGUACAACUGACUCACAAAAGUUAUAGCUCCAGAAGGACUGAUGCCCACUAAAGCUUUGUAUGUUACAUGGUGCUUAUAGUGUGAGUAAAGGGCACUCUGUGUAGUUAGGCUAGAAGGCACUUGUACAAAGAUUUCUGUACAGUCAAUGAUACAUCUUGUUGAGGGAUAAGUGUCCUUAAAACACAUUGGCAUGGAUGAAACAAUCUGAUCUUUAGAAGGCCAUAUGGGAAUAUUUCCCAAACAGAAGUACAAGUAAUUUGACCAGGUGAUCAAGUACCGGGAAAUGGUUGAUUUGCCAAGUCCAAAUAACCACGCCAGAUGUUUCUGUCCAAAUCCACACCUUAACCACACCAAAAACAUAAACAAUUGUUCAAUCACAUCCAAUUUAGGGCUCACACCAGGCUUACUUCCUUCAGUAAAUUUACAUUCAUCAGGUUCAUCUGACCCAUUCUUUGAAGGCUCAUAGUAUUUCAAAUUACUAGCAUUCUCACCAGGAUUUAAAAAUUGAAAAAGAAUGUCAAACUUAACUGGAUGAAAACCAGUGAAUGACUUGAAAACGUCUUCUUGUUCUCUGAUGUUCUUGGAUGUAAACUUUCCUUUUUCCAGUUUUUGUAUUUUGGCUUUCAGCUCACUCCAAUCUUUUUCAACGUCACUUUUUUGUUUAAUCAAAAGUGACAAUUUAACCUCCAACUUUUCCACGACUCUUCUCAAAUAAGCGCAAUUUUCACAGGCCUCUGUCGGUCUUGCAUUGUCUUCAUUAAGCAACCUAGAGCUUAAAUAACAUGGUUCUGAUUCAGGCUGAAUAUUUUCUUCAUUUUGCUCAGAACAUCUCUUUUUUGGUAAUUUUCGAUUAGGUGUGCUCGCACUUUUAUUCCAGCUGAAAAUGGAAGGAAUAGUAGUCUUGUCUUUCAGAUCUUUCCUGCCACUGAACUGUUUUUUAAUUUCGUCAGGGUGAAAAUGUUGCUCACACACUUUAGUGUAUUCCGUCACAACAAAUCCGUCUCUGUUUUCUUGUCUUUUAAUUGCCAAAAGCCACCGAUUCCUACUUUUUGCCUCCAGAGGAAAAGAAAAAAAUGAAAUAUUAGUUUUUUCCCCCUGAUUGUUAUAAAAGGAACUUUUGCAACCAGGGACACAACAAUAUUUGCUACGGCCACCGCGCGAAGAAGUGAAGGUGUUGUCCGCCAUGUUUGAUGUUUGUCCACCCGAGCCUCACUUUCAUGUUUUCGCGCGCGUGCUUGUGACGAAUGCGGGAAUGGUCUAUGCCUUGCCAAAUAUGGCCGUUGUGUCUCCAUCAUAGACGGUAAAUUUGCUGAAGGAAAGGAGAUGAUUCAAAAAGCAAUCGAUAUUCGCAAGAAGCAUGGAGAAGAGGACAAAGUCAUGUUAGGUGCAACAUACAAUGACUUGGCAGGUAAGGCCCCAUUUAUAUGGACAAAACCUUUCCCGGGUGGAAGGCUUAUCCUCCCAGCCGAGUCAACUUUAGCGACCGUUUAUAUGGGAAAAAGGUUGACCCCUUUGCUUAAACUCUCACAUGCUGUGAUUGUCUCAUCUUGACCGAGUUGAUCCGUAUGGGCGAGUCAAAGUCAGUGUUCGGAAGAAACGUUGCAUGGCCCGGCUAGGAGGGUGACCCGUCUAGCGGAGCAAACGUUUUGUUUCUCGUGUACACGGCUCGCCACGCUCUGUAAGGAAAUGUCUGAUAAGUUGGCUCGCACAGGGUAGCCCCUGUAUGUGGAUGAACCCCCUACCAGGGGCAACGUUUCUUCCAACGUUUCGUUGUUCUUUGAACUGAAGCUUUAUCUUAGUUUGUUUUCCAUUUGCUUUGUCUCCUAGCUUAAAAGCCACUUAAGCCUGAAUUUCAUUUUAACCUUUUACAGAUGCAAACAGGUUAAAUAUUUUUAUGAUCUUAAUGUUGAUCAUGUGAUAAGAUCUGAUAAUGUGAUACGUUGGAUUUAAGAGCAAAAAUCUUUAAGAACAUUAAAUCAUUAAAUCCAGCGACCAGACUGUAAUUUUCUUCUGUGUUCUAGUUGUCCUCUCCCUGGAAUCGGCAGAUCAUCAACGAGAAUGUCGACAAGAAACAGCCAAUGAACUCCUCCAAGAAGCAGUAAAUUGGAGAACACGUAAAACGCUUGAAAUAUACAGAGUAAAGCUGGGCGACCAUCCUUUUACAGCUACCAUUCUAAACAACCUGUCAAAAAAACUACCGUUCUCUUGGAAGGUUUGA
Molecule: messenger RNA, 7792 nt
Organism: Porites evermanni
Lineage: Eukaryota; Metazoa; Cnidaria; Anthozoa; Scleractinia; Poritidae
Source: the annotation of a GenBank genome assembly